Molecule: messenger RNA, 1191 nt
Organism: Prunus avium (sweet cherry)
Lineage: Eukaryota; Viridiplantae; Streptophyta; Magnoliopsida; Rosales; Rosaceae
Source: RefSeq, a predicted model, not a curated record
AUGACCUUGAAAACAGAUCUAGAGACCUUGCGAGAUGGGAAAAACCUAGAACAUCAGAUCUGUAGUGACGGAACAAUCUGCAAUAACAAGCUUAUUGGUGCAAAAAAUUUCAUAGACGCAGGCAAAGGGAAAGCUAGAAGGAGUGCUCCAUUUGACCAAGAUGGCCAUGGCACCCACACGUCUAGCACAGCUGCAGGAAAUUUUGUGGAAGGUGCAAGCUUGUUUGGACAGGCCAAUGGAACAGCAUCUGGCAUGGCCCCUUAUGCUCACUUAGCAAUUUACAAAGUCUGUGGCGCCUAUGAUUGCGCUGAUGCUGACGUUUUGGCUGCAAUGGAUGCUGCUGUUGAUGAUGGCGUUGACGUGCUCUCCCUCUCACUUGGCGGUCCCUCAGUUCCUCUCUAUGUUGAUCUGAUUGCCGUUGGCGCAUUUGGAGCAAUGCGAAAGGGAAUUUUUGUCAGCUGUUCAGCUGGAAAUGAUGGUCCUGAAUAUGGUUCUUUAUCAAAUGAGGCUCCAUGGAUUCUCACUGUUGGAGCAAGCACCACUGACCGAAUAUUAAACUUAACCUCGACACCUACAGUCACAAACUUGUCCAAAGGCUCCGGAUCAGAUCCACUCGCUCCAAAGGUCGCUAUCUUUUCAUCAAGAGGACCAAACAUUGCAAGCCCUGGAAUUCUAAAACCUGAUAUCAUUGGACCUGGUGUUGACAUCCUAGCAGCAUGGCCCUAUUCUGUGGACAAUGCCACAUCUAAGGCAACAUUUAACAUAAUUUCGGGUACGUCAAUGUCAUGUCCUCACCUAAGUGGCAUUGCAGCCUUGCUUAAGAGCUCACACCCUGACUGGUCACCAGCUGCAAUUAAAUCUGCAAUCAUGACAACUGCGGAUGUACUAAACCUCGUUGGCAAGCCCAUUGUCGAUGAAUGGCUUAGGCCGGCAGACAUCUUUGCAAUAGGUGCAGGUCAUGUUAACCCUUCAAAAGCAAUUGACCCAGGCCUCAUCUACGACAUACAAGCAGAGGACUACAUUCCUUACUUGUGUGGUUUAAACUACACAGAGAAACAAAUACGUAUCCUCAUCCAACAAACAGUGAACUGCUCUCAAGUUGGAGCCAUAGAAGAAACUCAGCUAAAUUAUCCUUCAUUUUCUAUUUUUGUGAGUUCAAGUCACAAGCUGUGCGUAGUGGAGUCUGAUUAG